Ornithodoros turicata is the source of this 2195-nucleotide messenger RNA. RefSeq names its product RYamide receptor-like. Gene Ontology annotation, molecular function: neuropeptide Y receptor activity; neuropeptide binding. Gene Ontology annotation, biological process: G protein-coupled receptor signaling pathway. The record is from RefSeq and is a predicted model, not a curated record. Lineage: Eukaryota; Metazoa; Arthropoda; Arachnida; Ixodida; Argasidae. The transcript has 5 exons. Bases 407 to 1504 code for a protein of 365 amino acids. Gene Ontology annotation, cellular component: plasma membrane; neuron projection.
CCCAACGCGGCAGCGCGCGCGGCCUGCUUGUGCGUCUUUGCGUCUCUCGUCUUGUUCGCACUUCGUUUCAACUUUGUUCUCUCUCACGUUUUACGCACGUCUGUCACUCAGAAGUCUUCGCUUCGAUCUGUAUUUGACUUUCCAACUGACUUUCGCAAACUUACUUUUCGGAAGAAUACUUCCAAGUGACGAGGACAUGAGCUCCCGGGGCUGUGCUAACUUGUGUGCACUUCUGAAGGAGUUUCUUUCGAAGAACUCUGGUUCGGAUAUUCUGUGGGACAGUUUUACGUCGACUUGGUGAGAAGAUGCCUGACUUCCGCUCGUGGAGGCCUUCUACACUCAAAGGUGAUGCCAGCUGAAGAAGAGAUUACUUGACACAAUCACGUGGUCACAUAGUAACAGAACCAUGGAAACCGACGAGAACCUCUUAGCCACUACUGCCCCGCCCUACGCCGAUGACUUCACCCAGUCUCUACCCCCCUUCACCAACGGUACCACAGAACCCGUCUGCGACACCUCCACCCCUGUCCCGGAAGGCAUCCAAGCCCUCAUGUACAUAAUGUACAUCGCUGUCUCCGUUGCCGCCAUUGGGGGGAACGGCGUCGUCUGCUACAUCGUGCUCGCCUAUCAGCGCAUGCGCACAGUCACCAACCUCUUCAUCAUGAACUUGGCGAUCGGUGACAUCUUGAUGGCAUCGCUCUGCAUACCGUUCACUUUCGUAUCCAAUCUCCUGCUCGGAUAUUGGCCGUUUGGGGGCGUCAUGUGCGUUCUCGUGACGUACGCGCAGUGUGUUACUGUGUUUAUUUCCGCUUACACACUAAUAGCUAUUAGCAUAGAUCGCUACACGGCGAUAGUGUAUCCGUUAAGGCCGAGAAUGACAAAACUGCGUUCGAAGCUCAUCAUCGCGGUGGUGUGGAUUGUAGCGCUGGUGACGCCGCUGCCGACAGCGCUGGUGACGCAGCUGGUGCCGCACCCUUGUGCCAAUCAUACGUACUACUGUCUGGAACAGUGGGGGACCCCCGAGCAGACGACGUACUAUUCCAUGGCUCUGAUGAUACUGCAGUACUUUUUCCCGCUGGUUGUGCUCAUAUUCACGUACACGCGAAUAGCUAUCGUGGUUUGGGGAAAAGAAACGCCCGGUGAAGCUCAAGACGCGAGGGAUCAACGCAUGGCAGCAUCCAAGCGAAAGAUGAUAAAGAUGAUGAUCGCUUGCGUCGCCGCCUUCCUCCUCUGCUGGCUCCCGCUGAACAUCUUCAUCGUGGUGUCUGACCAGCAUCCGGAGAUUUACGAACUGGCUGCCAUCGGCUACAUCUGGUUCAUCUGCCACUGGCUAGCCAUGAGCCACGCUUGCUACAACCCAAUCAUCUACUUCUGGAUGAAUGCCAAGUUCCGGGCGGGCCUCCAGUCCACCUUCCGCUGCCUGCCCUUUGUGAAGCCAAGCGUGCAGACAACCACGUCAUAUGUGUCUGCUAGAAAGUUGACUUCCCAACGCAGUCCCAUCUGAUCCAGUUUGCCUUGCACGUCCUAUGGUCCCAGUGUGUCCGUGGUGUCAGAUGAUAAAGAUGAUGAUCACCGUGGUGACCGUGUUCAUGCUGAGCUGGUUCCCGCUGAACGCGUACAUCCUCCUGGCCGACCUGGAUCCCCGCAUCAAUCACUACGAGCACAUCCGCUACAUCUACUUCGUCAUCCAUUGGCUGGCCAUGAGCCACGCCUCUUAUAAUCCCGUCAUCUACUGCUGGAUGAACGUCAAGUUCCGGGAAGGAUUCGUCCACCUCUUCCGGCGUUGCUGGCACUCUGACGUCACCCAUACCGGAAGCCGCCGAAAGGGAUCGACAGGGGGCCCCGCUCUCCGCCGGUGUAACACUUACACAACGUAUGUAAGCGUUCGUGGUGGAAUAGGCUCCAGCAUCCGGCUGAAUGGUGGCAGGCUGUCCGAAGAUAGGCUUAACGGGAAGCUGGUCACGUUGUACGACGACGAACCGGUGUGAUAGCGAUAAAGGCGAUAACGCCGUGUGUAACGCGUUUUUGUUAUGUCCGAGUUUGGUGCGUUCGACACUUGCACAAAACGAAAGGUUACUAUAUAGUGACGUUGUAGUAGAUGAGGCAAUUCAACGUAGAACGACGAACACAACACGAUCCUCGUAAUGCCAAGUUGCAUGCUACACUCUUAAAAAUGAACUUCCACCGCACAGCAC